ACUGCUUUUGUAUUUCCUGUUUUCUUCUGUUUAGGUUAAAAACUUUGCUGUUAUUUAUCUUGUGGACAUCACAGAAGUACCAGACUUCAACAAGAUGUACGAGUUGUAUGAUCCGUGUACCGUCAUGUUUUUCUUCAGGAACAAACACAUCAUGAUUGAUUUAGGUACAGGCAAUAACAACAAGAUCAACUGGGCAAUGGAAGAUAAGCAGGAGAUGAUUGACAUUAUAGAAACUGUUUAUAGAGGAGCCCGCAAAGGUCGAGGUUUGGUGGUAUCGCCGAAAGAUUAUUCCACUAAAUACAGAUACUGAUGUUUCUUUGGGCUGCCUUUUUUCAUAAUCCUAUGUCCACUUAAAUUUAUUUCUGUGUAUGUGUGUACAUAUAUGUAUAUUAAAAGGAAAAAAAACCUACAAGUCCUUGAAUUUUGAGCAUAAUUUAAAUUAUUUAAAAUAUUUUAAUUCUGUUUGAGAAGUAGAAGCCUCAAACCCUCAAACUGUCUUGGCUGCAGUAAUACUGUAGCUGAAUUUUGGGGUUUUCUUUUUUUAAGACUUUCUCCUUUGUUGUCCUCUUGGUAUUACAUAAUUUUGUACACAAAAAGCCUGUUUGCAGAAAAAUAUUUCAACUGGUUUUGUUUGCCUUUAUUACACAAGUAUCUGAGAAAACUAUAUUAUAGUUGUUUUUUUAAAAAAAAGAAUAAAGCUGAGUUCCA
Cyanistes caeruleus (blue tit) is the source of this 708-nucleotide messenger RNA. The record is from RefSeq and is a predicted model, not a curated record. Lineage: Eukaryota; Metazoa; Chordata; Aves; Passeriformes; Paridae.